CCAGUGACCAAAUCCUUCCUCCCCCCCUCCCUAUCCUUUCCUUCCUUCUCUCUCUUCGAACCAAACCCCCCCCCGCCAAUAAAUCCCACCUCUUGCCACCCCAUUCCCAUUGCAUGCCCCUCUCUCCCACCGAUUCCUUCCCCACCCCGAUAACAUGGCAGUUGACGCUCACCAUCUUCACCCCUUCCCCUCACAACCCGUAAGAACCAGUGAAAUCAUUGGCAGCACGAGCAACCAGCCAAGUUUCUACGACAUGCAGAUGGGAUUCAUCUCGCCCGUCCCCGGUGCGAACGCCGCCUGCAACUCGCUGGCCCCGGUCUCUGCUGCCGCCUCUGAUAGCGGCCUCACCUUCAACGACGUCGUCGCUGCCGCCGCGGCGUCGAGGAAGCGGCCGUGCCCGAUUUCCUUUCUUGGUGAUGACGUAUCUUCCCUCCUGCAGCGGCAGUCGCUCGACUUCGAUCGCGUCAUCCUGCAGCAUGCGGAGACGGUGCGAGCGGGACUGGCGGAGCGCCGGAGGAUGUUCGCGAGGCAGGUCGUGGCGGCGGUGGAGGAGGACGUGUCGAAGCGGAUAAAAGCCAAGGAGGAAGAGAUCGCGAGGGUCGGGAAGUUGAAUUGGGCGCUGGAAGAGCGCAUCAAGAGCCUGUAUGCGGAGAACCAGAUCUGGCGGAACCUGGCGCAGAGCAACGAGGCCACGGCCAACGUGCUGAGGACCAACCUCGAGCAGGUCCUGGCGGCGCAGGUGAUGGUGAACGAAGCACCGGCGACCGCCGACGACGCCGAGUCGUGCUGCUGCGGGGACAACGCAGAGGACGAGGAGGACAUCGGACUGGGGAGGGAGUGGAGGAGAGGCUGCUGGAGCUGCCGCGAGCGCGAGCCGUCGGUGCUGCUUCUCCCAUGCCGGCAUCUCUGCCUCUGCAUGACCUGCGGCCCCACCGUGGACGCAUGCCCCAUCUGCAACUGCAUCAAGAACGGCAUCGUCCAUGUAAACAUGUCUUGAGAGUAGUCCAAGAACAACAGGGCACUCUGCCUUCGCCAUCCCUUCCUAGCUUCAUACUGUUUCUGUUCUUCUCCCACACAUUAGAUUUCUUGUAUCCGUGUAGAUAUCCUCCAUGAACAACAAGUUCAUGAACAUGCCUGCAAUGAAUCCAACUCGAUUCAAUCCAAA
This is a messenger RNA of Musa acuminata AAA Group (dessert banana), 1165 nucleotides long. RefSeq names its product probable BOI-related E3 ubiquitin-protein ligase 3. The coding region runs from base 155 to 997 and encodes 280 amino acids. NCBI's taxonomy places the organism in Eukaryota, Viridiplantae, Streptophyta, Magnoliopsida, Zingiberales, Musaceae. The record is from RefSeq and is a predicted model, not a curated record. Gene Ontology annotation, biological process: regulation of programmed cell death. Gene Ontology annotation, molecular function: ubiquitin-protein transferase activity. The transcript is spliced from 3 exons.